Messenger RNA from Gigantopelta aegis, 2669 nucleotides. Its product is annotated as histidine ammonia-lyase-like. Gene Ontology annotation, cellular component: cytoplasm. The transcript has 20 exons. The coding region runs from base 201 to 1742 and encodes 513 amino acids. NCBI's taxonomy places the organism in Eukaryota, Metazoa, Mollusca, Gastropoda, Neomphalida, Peltospiridae. Gene Ontology annotation, molecular function: histidine ammonia-lyase activity. Gene Ontology annotation, biological process: L-histidine catabolic process. The record is from RefSeq and is a predicted model, not a curated record.
AAGGCUAUCAAAAUUGCUUUCUGUUUCCUCAUGUAAUCACUUGGUUUUAAGUAAGCGUUGCCGUGUAAGGUUCAUAUACGUAAACGGAAUUGAUUGGUUAGCAGGCUAGGAAUAAAGACUAGCCAUAUUAAAACAUUUCUUCAUUAAUUGCAAUCUUUGGCAGAGAAUAAGGUCCUAUAAUUCCUCAGUUUAAGAGAGAGAUGGCAACAAGUCCAGAAAAACAGUACAUGUUGUUGGAUGGCAACAGCCUGACAACAGAGAAGUUGGUGACACUUGGAAAGGGAGAAUAUCUCAUCAAGUUGAGUCCUGAAUCAGAAGAGAAGGUCAACAAAGCGAGACAUGUUGUUGAUGCAGUGUUGGAAAAGAAUGAAGUUGUUUAUGGAAUCACAACAGGUUUCGGCAAAUUUGCUAAUACGACAAUUCCAAAAGAGAAAUUAAUAGAACUACAAGAAAAUCUCAUCAGGUCUCAUGCAGCAGGAGUCGGUUCGCCGUUGUCUCCAGAACGGACGAAGAUGUUACUGGCAUUGAGGAUCAAUGUCCUCGCUAAGGGCAACAGCGGUAUCUCCAUGGAGACGCUGCAACAGUACAUAACAGCAUUCAAUGCUUCCUGCUUGUCCUGGGUGCCAGAAAAGGGAACAGUCGGGGCUAGUGGCGACCUUGCCCCCUUGGCCCACCUGGCGCUAGGCAUGAUGGGAGAAGGCAAGAUGUGGAGUCCAGAGACUGGCUGGACAGACGCCAUCUCGGUUUUGAAAUCGAAAAAUCUCAACAUUGUUAAACUGAAACCAAAAGAGGGAAUAUGUCUGAUCAAUGGAACCCAGAUGAUAACUUCACUUGGGGCUGAAGCCGUGGAGCGCGCUGACCUGAUUGCUCGCCAGGCAAACAUCAUCGCGGCGCUCACCGUGGAGGUGCUCAAAGGAACAUCGAAAGCUUUUGACGAACAUAUUCACCGGGCUAGACCUCACAAUGGACAGAUGGAAGUCGCUAAACAGAUUCGAGCCCUGCUGCCGCCAGUACAUCGUUCUGAAAUCAUAGAGAAGUACGGAGAGCGAGUACAAGAUGCCUACACUUUGCGAUGUAUUCCUCAGGUACAUGGCAUCUCCCUCGACACCGUCGUCUGGGUGAAGGGGAUUCUUAACACGGAAAUCAACAGCGCCACGGACAACCCAUUGGUAUUUCCUGAUAAAAGUGAGGCCAAAAUCAUCUCUGGCGGGAAUUUUCACGGAGAGUAUCCAUCGAAGGCACUCGAUUACCUUGCCAUUGGUAUCCACGAGCUGGCCAACAUAAGUGAGAGACGUAUAGAAAGACUGGUACAUCCGGCGCUCAGCGACCUGCCAGCUUUCCUUGUGAAGGAAGGCGGACUAAACUCCGGUUUCAUGAUCGCCCACUGCACAGCAGCCGGCUUGGUGUCUGAAAACAAAGUGCUGUGUCACCCUGCAUCAGUCGACUCCCUGACUACGAGCGCGGGAUCUGAAGACCACGUGUCCAUGGGCGGUUUCGCAGCUAGGAAGGCUCUUCAGGUCGUGGAGCAUGUGGAACAAGUGCUGGCUAUUGAGCUGCUCGGUGCGUGCCAGGCUCUGGACUUGCAUCGACCCCUCAAGACCACUGCGCCACUGGAACGAGUCUUCCAACUCGUCAGAACGGUGGCUAAACCCUGGGAUGUCGAUCGUUACAUGGCACCAGAUAUCGACGCCGUCACCAAACUUCUGCAAGAAGGAAAGAUCUGGAAUGCAGUGCAUAACUAAUGGACAACAACAGUAGAACCAAUAAAACAAUUCAAAUGCCAUGACCAUAUAUUGUAGCCGUGGUACUGAAAACACUAUUUCAUGGACACUUUUCCACAUGACUUUUAGAUGUUUUUGUAGCCGAAUAACUUCUCACUGGAUAUAACAUUUAUUGUGUUAUUGUUUAUUAAUACUAGUAUAUUAUGUCAUUAAUAUCCUAUUGUUAAUCAGAAAUAUUAUGUAAUGAUUAAUAUAUUUUAUUUUUAGUAUAUAUUCAGGUGUGUUUAUUACUAUUAAUCAUGUCAGAACUCUGUUAUUCUCGAAUGUCUAUUUAUAGCACUGAUGUAUUUUAUGUUUAAUAUAAUGUAGAUAUAUAUAUGGUAUAUUUGAAUUCAUCUGUGAGCAAUACUUUAUCAAGAAUGAUAACUUGAAUGAAAUAUAUCUAAUCCGAUAUAUGUACUGAUGUACCACACACACACACACACACACACACACACACACACACACACACACACACACACACACACACACACACACACACACACACACACACACACACACCUGGGGGACACAGGGCUUUGUCAACGAACCAUCCGAAGCCAUUUUUAAAAUAAUAAAACAUAAUUUAAAAAAACCUCCACAGUUUGUUGACGUUUUAAACUUUAAUAUUAAAUGUUAUUUAUUUAAGAAUAAUAUGGUAUUCAUUAAAUUUCUUUAUAAUGGAAUGUACGCACACAGACACACACGCGCACACGCAUGCGCGCAAACACGAGCACUUAUUGAAAUUAAUGUAAUAGAAUUGAUGAUAUAUGUCAAAUAACGUAUACUGUUCUCGACUUAAUUUUGGAGAUACCUGCUAAAAUAUAAAAUAUAAAAUCGAAUACGUAGUUUUUAUUAGAAAUCCAAUUGUGAUCGACUAAAACAACGAAAUAAACUUUUCUUUCUUUU